AUGGCUGCCUGGGCAUAUCCAUCUCUCCCAGCUGAACGGCUGAAGGAAAAGGAGGAGGCAUCAUUGUCUCAUGAAUUGCAGUGGCUCUUGAACUCCUUGCAGGGAACACUGGCCUCAUUACGAGAUGGGUUACAGGAAUGCUAUGCCCUCCUGGCACCAAAUGAUACGGGAUCAACGCUUGUCCUUUCGUCAAUGCGAUCAGAAAGUGUUAAGGGAUUUGUAACGAGAAUGGGCUCAAAGAUUGUUAAAGGCGAUGUUCAACUCCGUUUACAUUCCUUGCCUCCCCCACGCGGGUCACCGUCAACUCGAUUAUGCCUUUCCUCCGACCCAGCAGCUCCGGAACUUAUCCUGAAUCAGCUUUCGACUGUCCGCCGUCUCAUCAGCGAUAGUCUUGACAUCGUUGACAUUAGCACUUAUACUGGGGACUCGAAAGAUGCGAACUUUAUAUCUGGCCAACUACGGCUCCUGGGUGAUAAUCUAGCUGAAGCGAGGCAAACGUUGAAAGGAGAUGGUGAAGGAGUUAAGCAGCCCUGGUUUGAAGACAGCGCUGAUGGCAACAGCUUCGACCCGCCUCUCCCGCCCUGCCUCUCAUUCCACCUCUCAAUUUCAGAGGCAGCACUCGUGCUAUAUCUUCGCACCCUUGAACCUACCUCAACGGAAUCUACCCCGGCAACAUCUUUCGCACCGCAUAUUUCUCUCGGUGGCUUUUCUUUACGGGAUCAGCUUUUUGGAGCAAGACAGCCCACCCAUGAUGAAACUGGUGAUACAUUUCAAUGGCGUGGUGAAGAAGUAAGGGUUCAAGAAAAAGUCAGGGUGGAAAGUCAAGAUCCUAGUCUUCUAUCUGCCAUGGCUAAGAUCUCCGCUCUUGAACAUGAGGUUGCAAGAUGGAGAGAAGCUCUCUCUAUCUUGAUGGGAGAAGAAAGUGACUGA
Molecule: messenger RNA, 930 nt
Organism: Nannizzia gypsea CBS 118893
Lineage: Eukaryota; Fungi; Ascomycota; Eurotiomycetes; Onygenales; Arthrodermataceae
Exons: 4
Coding region: 1-930 (309 amino acids)
Cellular component (GO): RAVE complex
Source: RefSeq, a predicted model, not a curated record